Amphibalanus amphitrite is the source of this 2187-nucleotide messenger RNA. RefSeq lists its product as uncharacterized. Lineage: Eukaryota; Metazoa; Arthropoda; Thecostraca; Balanomorpha; Balanidae. The transcript has 9 exons. Gene Ontology annotation, molecular function: protein binding. Bases 97 to 1665 code for a protein of 522 amino acids. The record is from RefSeq and is a predicted model, not a curated record.
CAGUGGAAGGCCCUAUCUCAGUGAUCUCAGUGUUGCAGUGCAGGGCAGAGGGCUGGGGUGUGGAGUGAAGACUCCGCCAGCAGCAGUCGAUACGAGAUGGAGAUACAACAACUUCAAGGGAAGGUGUACCGACUGGAGCAGGCGCUGAUUGAAGAGCGCUCUGCCCGACAAACCAUAGAGGAAGACAUCUGGAAGGCCAUCGGUAGGCUGGAGCAGAAGGUCUGCCCACCCGAGGAGAAAUGCGACCCUCUGAUAAAGGCUACCUGCAACAUUCAAGAACAGGAUGCAAACGGUCACCAGCAAGAAGAGACAAGCAACCUUCAGCAAAAAGAGACAAGAAGCCUUCAGCAAGAGGAGACAAGCAACCUCCAACAAGAGACAAACAACCUUCAGCAAGAGCAGACAUGCACCCGUCAGGAGGGUGACGGUGAGGACGUGACCACUCCGCCGGACGACGCUCACAGCAAGAGUGACGUCAUCAAGUCUGAUGACGUCACGACCCAGGCGGCGCCGGCGGGCGGGGACCUGAAUAAAACCGAUCCCAGUGAGACAAACAUUAAUGUCCUGGACACUGAACUCCUAAAGAUGGUGCUGAGAAAGAUGGACUGCUUGGAGAUGUUCCGCGCCAGACGAGUCUGUCGGAGCUGGCGGUCCGCCGUCGACGGCAUCCUCGACGACUGUCGGCGGAAGCUCGCCGACCGGUCAGCUCGGGGGUUUAACACUUUAACACUGACGAAUCUGGAGCUCGUGAUACGGGCAAAAGACCAGCCGAAAAUGACAUCACUGAAGGCGCCGACCGCUGAAAAGGGCACCGACAUCCGACUGGUCGUGGGCAGUUGUCACGCCCUCCAGACAGCCGACCUGCGCGGCUUCAAACUGAGAACCUCUGCCCUGCGCCAUCUGGCGCGUGCCAACGCCUCCAGUCUGCGUGAGCUGACACUUCCAGCCGGCAUCGGUGACUGCCAGCUGGAGGCGCUGCUGGAGCCACUGAAGGCUCUGGAGAGAUUAAAUCUUAGCCUACCCGUGAACAGCACCGGCAAGUGGCUGUGGCUGCUACCCAAGUCGCUGAAAAGACUGGACAUCACUGGGUCGGGAAUGACUCGGUCACCAGUGAGCUAUGAUCCUGGUAAACUGAGUGUCGGCGUACAGCUAGCAACCGACAAACUCCUGGACCAGCUGAGUGUUCUGUCGAAUCGACAACCCGAUUACCGAGUAUCCAGUUUGACCAUACUUGAGUCGCCGUCCGUGACACCGGGAGCACUGGCACGUCUUCUGGCUUCCAUCACCAGCUUGUGGUGCGUCAAACUUGGCGUGGUCGGCGCCACUUUGGAAACCACGCUGGCCGCCCUCCACGGCUGCUCUGGGUUGGAGGUCCUGCGUCUCACAGCAGACCCGCGGCCCCUCACGGACAUCCCUGCCCUGACCGAGUCAGAGGUGGCAGCGGUCUGCAGGAUGGCAAAGGCCUGCAGGAAACUGCAGUAUCUGUACCUAACCUCCUCAGCAGUAAACUGCCAGGCCGUCCUGGCCGCCCUGCUGAAGACAGGCCUGGGCUGCACUGACAGAGGCCAGUGCCGUUACAUCAGUCUCUACGUCCCCAGGGCUGUACUUGGACGGCUUAGCAAACCGCCCGACGGCAGUAACGUCGACGUGCGGUACUUCGACUAAACCCCAUCUGGCCGCGCCGCGCCUCGCGCCGGCUGCCGUGCCGGUGGUAGUGUCCAAUUCCGACAGCAGAUGGCAGCACCGUCUCCCGUCGGCAACGCCGCACUUUGAGUCGUCCCGCCUUCAGCGACCUGAAACACCGCCAUUUUAUCGCUGCAUUCGAGACCAGGAAACCCCACGGAAAGGGCAUAACCAUAGAAGGUGGCUAUGUGACGCGUUCCAACACAGAGGUCUGUGGUUUUGUACGUUCUAGCGCGGUAAUUUGUGUCGCUAUUGUAGGUCCCCGGUCUGGGUUAUCCAGAGCACACUUGUAGCUUACGUUGAUAGUUCUGCGUUAUAUGGCCAGCUUGUUCACUAAUCGAGACAAUUCCACGGCCUGGAUUUCCGUCCAGCCAUCGGAGAGAGCCUUUGUGAUCGUGACGUCACGUGUGUGAUCCCGUUGUUCAGCUGAGUCGUGACUCACAGUGACUCUGUUUGGUGGCGAGUCACGACCGAAUGUGAAAUACACGGCUAUUAAUCACGGUA